Molecule: messenger RNA, 2592 nt
Organism: Larimichthys crocea (large yellow croaker)
Lineage: Eukaryota; Metazoa; Chordata; Actinopteri; Sciaenidae
Product: dynein regulatory complex subunit 2
Exons: 8
Coding region: 17-1462 (481 amino acids)
Biological process (GO): axonemal dynein complex assembly; regulation of cilium movement; cilium-dependent cell motility
Cellular component (GO): axoneme; axonemal dynein complex
Source: RefSeq, a predicted model, not a curated record
AGGAGGAGGAGGGAUCAUGCCAAAGAAAGCAAGGAAAGGUGGAGGAGGAAAAGGUGGUGGAAAGACAGAGGAGGAGAGACUGUUGUACCUGCAGCAGAGAGCUCAGGCUGAGGAAGAGAUGGCCAAGAAGAAAGAAGAGAUCCUCGCGUUGUUUCUGAAGGACAAGUUACAGAGGGAAGAGAGGAACACUGCGCUGAACUUGCUGAAGCUGAACGACGGCUGGAGGGCCAUUUUCCGUCAGACUCGUGCGGCUGAGCUGCGCCAAGACAUCACGGUGCUCAGUCAGACAUUUGAGAGGCACCUGGACAGCCUGGACAGCGUCAUCAAGAAUCUGGAACGUGACCUGCUGGAUGCGGAGCGUCAGUCGGCCCAGGUGCGCCGUGUUCACCUGCAGCACUUGGAGCGUCUGUGGGCUCAGCAGGACAAACGGCUGAUGUUUCUGCAGCAGCAGUGGGAGGACUGCAUGCAGCACAUCAGCUUCAGGUUCGACUCUGACAGGAAGCAGAUGUUGACGAACACUCAGCAGAAGCAAGCUCAUUCGGAGGAUGUGACGUUCACGCUGGAGCAGCAGCACAAAAAAGUGAUGGAUGAAAUCCACAGACUGUACAGUGAAAGCAUCGCAUCAUAUGAGAGCGCUCUCAUCGAAAGGAAGAGAGCUGUGAUGAGUGAUGAGGAGAAACUGAAGGAGAAGAUGAUCCAGAACCAGGAGGCCAUGCAGCUCUGCAGCCAGGAAACAAAAAAGCUCGAGGAGAUGAUGUUAAGAAACCAGAAGUUGAUUCAGAGGACCAACGAAGACAUGAAGAAGAUGCAGCAGCUGCAGGAUUCUGUCAUUGAGCUGAGGCAAAGGCUGAACUACAAUAAGACAGAAAACCAGUCGGCAGAACAAGAUCUGAUAGCUGCCAGAGACCAGGUGAACCAAGAGAUUCGUAAGCUUCGAGAACAGCUCGCUCGGGCUCAAACAGCGUCAAGGAAGCAGCUCACGAACCUCAGCGUCCAGAGCGACAACGCUGCCAAGAAACUGCGGGCAGUUAUCGCCAAGGGCGAGAAAGUUUUGCGUGUCACUGAAAUGUGUCAGAAGCUGGAGAGCAAGCAGCAAAGUGUCUCAGCAACAUUGUUCUCUACAAAGGAAGACCGACACGAGAGAACUGGACUGGAGACAGAGGAACCAGCAAAGGAGGGGUCGGAGAUUCCGGAGCUGCAGCAGGUGAUGCGGUCCAUCAACGAUGCGAUGUUGCGGCGAGAAGCUCUAAAGAAACACAAAGGUGAUCUGAUCCGAGAGAACCAGCAGCUGAGGCUGCUGCUGCGCCAACGCCUGGACGGCAUGAUGGUCAGCGACGACGCCUUUGACGGGCCCCAUGCUCUGCUCGCUGUGUACCAGGCCCCGUAUGCCACAAACCCACCGGACACCAACAGACGCCACACUGUCAUCGAGGCUGUUCACACUGUCAAACACUAUUUGUAAAGCUGUUCCUGCAGCUCUGAUACAAAACACUGGAUAAUCUUUGAUAAAACAUUAGAACAAACUCCCCGAUUUCAUGAAUAUAAACUCAAGGUGAACUUCAGCAGCAGCUUUCAACCACAUCUGAGGGUCUUCAUCAGCUAAUGGAGGUUGCACAGCUGCCAAAUCCCAAAAUGUCCUCACAUAUAUGUUGAAACAAUAAAAAGGACAAACACAAACUGUUACAUGCUCCUGAAUGCAUCACAGCUAUCAUUAGGAUGUUUUGGUUACCGAGCUGCUUGUGAAGUUUGUUACAGGAAGAACCAAAACUUUUUUCACGAUAAAGUACGGUUUAAUAGUAAAAAACAUCCAGCACAAAUCAACAUUUGCAAACUCCACAGUUCAGAAAAAACUAAACCCCCAAAACAUGAUUUGCUUUGAACGUUUUAGUCAAAACAAAACACACAGGAGUUCUUCUGGUGGCAGCACUGACUUCAGAUCUCCAAAUCUUUUUGACUUGUAUCCCUUUAAAAGGGUACAGUGUGUAGGAUUUAGUGGCAUCUAGUGGUGAAAUUGCAGAUUGCAACCAAAUGAAUACCCCUGAUCUCAACAUUCCUUUAAAGCAUGUAGAAGAACCAGGUGAUUAAACGCAAAUGAAAACAUACCAAUAUUACAUUUCUGCCAUAUUCUGUAAAUGAAAUCACAUAAAUCUGACCUGCAAAACAAAGUCUACCUGCAACCCCCGUCAAAAGUUAAAUAUGCAGCACUAAUGGCUCAAUAAUGAAGUAACACUAUCAAGUGUUUUCCAAGAAACAGAAUGAAUAAAGGAAUAAACCAUUGUGGAGUGUUUUCAGUGUGUUGUGAGGUCAUUUAAAAUUUUAUGACUGACUUUGGUAAAAAUCUACAGAAUCUUUUCCUGAAAGGGGUCGAACUUUGUCCCAACUUUUAUUUUGAUGGUAUAUUUCCUUUUGAAUGAACUGCAAUCAAACCAUCAGCGUGUUGGUACAGAAUGAUCAGCGGAGCAGCAGCCUCUGUACAGGUACACCAUUUAAUAGUUAUUAUAGACAUUUUAUAUACAGUUGUAUUCUGCUAUGUGGUACAAUCUUUAAAAUCUGCUGUUUCAUAGUUUGUAAAUCAAAAAAAAAAAAAAAAAA